Paramecium sonneborni is the source of this 555-nucleotide messenger RNA. NCBI's taxonomy places the organism in Eukaryota, Ciliophora, Oligohymenophorea, Peniculida, Parameciidae. The record is from the annotation of a GenBank genome assembly.
AUGCUACUAAAAACAAGACACAGAUCAUCACUAUAAACAUCUCAUGAUUCAUUUCUCUCAGAAUUAGAAGUUGAUAGAAUUAUUAGCUCUUGCAAUAUAACUUUAGCAAAAGUGACUUCAGAACAUGAUGAAAUCAAAGUUUAAAUUUAGGAUUAUAAAGGAUCGAUUGAUUAUUUAUAAAAAUCAAAUAUUUAGUAAGAGAAAUAAUUAAAAGUACUUAAAUCAAAUUUAGAUGAUAAAGAAUAUGUUUAAAAUAUAUAAAAUGAUGUUCUUAAAAAAAUAAGUGGGAUUAAAAAUAAUAUUGAUAAUCUUGAGAACUAUUUGGAAGAAAUUUAAAAAAUCACAAAACAAAUAGAAUCAUCUCCAAUAAUGUGGAAAUGUAUAAGAUGUGGAUUUGCAUAAAAAGAAGGUUAAAAUGAAGCUAGUUGUACUUACCAUCCUGGAAAAUUAAAAUAUUUUUCUUGUAGAUUAUGUGGACAAGAUGAAUAUUUCACCUGUUGUAAUAGAUGUAGAGAUUGCCUGUAUGGAUGUACUAAAGGUUUACAUAAACCUUGA